AUGGUGAUUGCUCUAGAUCCAAUUAUUGAGGAAGAAGAGGCGCAUACUAAUAUGCCUAUAGUAGAUGAUGAGGUCCAUGGAGAAGAAAAAGUUAUUGAUAUUCCAGAGUUGAAGCAGUUAACGGUGAAUUUUUCAUUCUUAGAUGCGGUCAAAGAGAUGCCCGAAUGUGCCAAAUUUGUGAAAGACCUACUUAGAAAGAAGAGGUUUGUUCAACAUGAGAUGGUGAAUUUAACUCAUCGUGUGAGUUCAGUUAUUGCUUCCACCACAGUUCAGAAGAAGAGAGAUCCAGGGGCGUUUACCAUUCCGUGUAAUAUUGGGCUUCAUGCAUUCGCUCAUGCUCUGUGUGAUAAUGGAAUGGCGAACAGAUCCAUCAAGAAGUCAGUUGGGCUUAUAGAUGAUGUGUUAGUGCAAGUGGAUAUUCCCAUCAUCUUGGGAAGACCCUUCCUUGCUACGGGCAGAGCGCUUAUGGACUCUGAAAAGAAUGAAAUCAAGUUCCCAGUAAAUGAUGAAGAAGUGAAUUUCCAAGCAAGCAAGGGGAUGAAGUUGCUAAGUGCUUAUGAGAGAAUCUCAGUUAUUGAUUCGUUUGAUGGGAUUGAUGAUGCUGUCGAACAUAAAAUGGAAGAAGAAAGUCUGGGAAAAGUUUUUGCGGCGGUUCUGGUGAACUUUGAUGCUGAUGAUAUGAAGGGCUACGUGGAAAUUAUAAAUGCGCUUGAGCGUCUGGGUUCUUACACUUACCACCCAAGAAAAUUGGGUCUUGACCUUGCAAAUAGAACUACUCCAUCAGCUAAGUCUUCUAUUGUUGAGCCACCAAAGCUUGAGAUUAAGCAGCUGCCAUUACACUUGAGGUAUGAGUUCCUUGGUCCGAACAAGAUAUUGCCAGUGAUCGUUUCAGCAUUACUGACUGAGGAACAAAUUGAGCAAUUAGUGGAGAUUUUGCGUGAGUAUAGACGUGCUAUUGGUUGGACCAUAGCAGACAUUCGGGGUAUUUCUUCUGGUAUUUGUGAGCAUAAAAUUCAGCUAGAGGAGGACAGCAAGCCGAGUGUUGAACAUCAGCGGAGAUUGAACCAGAACAUGCAAGAGGUCGUGAAAAAGGAGAUCAUAAAGUGGUUAGAUGCUGGGGUAGUAUAUCCGAUUGCAGACAGCAAGUGGGCUUGCUGGGAGAUCUUACUAUUGUUUCCUAGAUGGGUACUGCGCUACAAUCAGAUCAACAUUGCCUUAAAAGAUCAAGAGAAGACGACUUUCACUUGUCCUUAUGGGACGUUUGCGUUCAAUCGAAUGCCUUUUGGGUUGUGUAAUACACCAGCAACUUUUCAGAGGUGCAUGAUGUCGAUCUUUUCUAACAUGGUAGAAGAUUUCUUGAAAGUGUUCAUGGAUGAUUUCUCUGUUAUGGGCGAUUCAUUUGAUGAUUGUCUUGACCAUCUGGGUCAACUUCUUGAAAAAGAGGCUAAGUUUGUGUUUGAUGACAAGUGUCAAGUGGCAUUUAAUCUAUUGAAGGAGCGUCUCACUUCUGCUCCUGUUAUUGUUACUCCUAAUUGGUCCCUGGCUUUUGAGUUGAUGUGUGAUGCUAGUGAUUUCGCGAUAGGUGCUGUGCUUAGCCAGAGGCACAAUAAAAUUAUGCACCCGAUCUAUUAUGCUAGUAGGACUCUUAAUGCGGCGCAGAUGAACUACACGGUGACUGAGCAAGAUCUUCUUGCUAUAGUGUAUGCUUUUGAGAAAUUUCGAUCCUAUCUGUUGGGUCCAAGGUUAUGGUGUACACCAAUCAUGCUGCGUUGA
Molecule: messenger RNA, 1773 nt
Organism: Lycium ferocissimum
Lineage: Eukaryota; Viridiplantae; Streptophyta; Magnoliopsida; Solanales; Solanaceae
Exons: 6
Coding region: 1-1773 (590 amino acids)
Source: RefSeq, a predicted model, not a curated record